AUGUUCAUGCCAUCCAAGACUUCCGCCAUCCGAUCCACUCAACACCAUCCUUCCCGCUCCGGAAGACAGUUCCAUCCAUUCAAAAUCCGUUCAUUCAACCAUCAAAAGGAACUGUCUUUGUUCAAUAACCAUGGCCCCAAUGGUUGUCCCAUUUUACCACCUUUGACAUUGCUUUCUCGCCCCUCCACCCACUACCACCGCCAUCAUCAUCAUCAUCAUCAUCAUCAUCAUCAACAACAUCAUCACCGCCACCAUUAUCACCAUCAAGAUGCGAUGGACAUUGACUCUGUAUCAACAGACGUCAUGUCCAUCACUGCUGUCUGCUGCUCUCCUCCUUCCAUUCUUUCCGCUCCCUCCUCACCUUCUCCUCCCGUUCCAUCUUCACCACCCGCCACCCAUAGAUGGAAGCGUCACCCCAUCACCAUCAUCGACCUCAAAAAGUAUCGACGCAAUACUUGUCAUAAAAAUAACUUUCAACAACUCCUUGCAGCAGCAGCAGCAGCAGUAGCAUCAUCAUCACCGCCACCUUUGUCACCACCUCCUCCAUCGCCAUCAUCGUCUUCCUCUCGUUCUCCUUCUCCUUCUCCUUCUUCCGCACCAGCACCAGCACCAUCACCAUCACCAUCACCAUUACGAAAAAAGCCGCCACAACAAAAAAUAAAAAAUAAAAACAAAAAAAAUAGAAUAACAAAAACUUCCGCCUCGUCUUCCUCCUCCACCACCACCUUCAGCACCGUCAACAAUACCACCGGCAAGAAGCGUAGAGAAAAUCUACCCAAACCAGCAAUAGCCAUCCUUAUGGGAUGGCUUAAACAACACCGCCACCACCCAUACCCAACAGAACGACAGAAGCAAGACCUGCAAAGCGAGACCCAGUUGGGAUUAGGCCAGAUCAGCAACUGGUUCAUCAAUGCUCGGCGACGUGUUCUACACAAGCUUGAUGAACCAGUUGCUUCUGGUUUGGGUCUCGCUAGCCCUACCACUCCUCGUCCUUCCGCCUCUUCCUCCUCCACCUCUGCUCUCGUUUCUUCUUUGUCCUCUGCUUCUGUCGUCUCUGCUCCUCCUCCUUCCGCUCUUCCCUCCUCCUCCUCCUCCUCAUCCUCAUCCGCCGAUUUUCUCUACGCUUCUGCCGUUUCCGCUUCUUCUUCUUCCUCCUCCUCCUCUUCCAUUCCUUGUGCUUGUGCUUCUGCUUCUUCUCCUUCCGUUCCUUCCGCUUCUGUGUCCGCUUCUCUCUCUGUCUCUGCUUCUGCUUCUUCUGCCUCUUCCGUUCCUUCUCCUUCCCCUUCCGCUCCUUUGUCUUCUGCUGUGGUCGCCACAAAGAAGGCAAAAAAGACCGUCCGGCUGGCCGAUACCCACACCAAGAGAAUCACUCGAUCGGUCAGCCGACGUGUUCAUCGAUAA
Messenger RNA from Mycotypha africana, 1401 nucleotides. RefSeq lists its product as uncharacterized. Gene Ontology annotation, biological process: regulation of DNA-templated transcription. The transcript has 2 exons. The record is from RefSeq and is a predicted model, not a curated record. Lineage: Eukaryota; Fungi; Mucoromycota; Mucoromycetes; Mucorales; Mycotyphaceae. Bases 1 to 1401 code for a protein of 466 amino acids. Gene Ontology annotation, molecular function: DNA binding.